This is a messenger RNA of Tribolium madens (black flour beetle), 824 nucleotides long. It is a transcript of the gene mRpL32, whose product is annotated as 39S ribosomal protein L32, mitochondrial. Gene Ontology annotation, biological process: translation. The transcript is spliced from 3 exons. Gene Ontology annotation, molecular function: structural constituent of ribosome. Gene Ontology annotation, cellular component: mitochondrial large ribosomal subunit. The record is from RefSeq and is a predicted model, not a curated record. The coding region runs from base 179 to 778 and encodes 199 amino acids. NCBI's taxonomy places the organism in Eukaryota, Metazoa, Arthropoda, Insecta, Coleoptera, Tenebrionidae.
UGACACAGUUUUUCCUGCACCCGAGCACAGAGUCUCCCAGACCCUAUAGAAGCCAUCGUCAAGACUGUUGUGAGACGGUGGUCCCCUAUCGCAAAGAGACUCGGCAUCGCACCUUUCCACUGUCGGCCAGUUUGUCCCACUACAGCUGAUCGGAAAACGCUGCCGCUGUUCCUAGACCAUGGCGGGUUCACUUUUAAUCCGCAUAAAUGUCGCAAUCCAACGCCUCGAAUUGGCCAUCGCCUCCGUCUUGGGCAGAAGAUUUCCUCCAGAUGGAUACUGUUUGGCCGGUAUCGAAGUCCAAAAUGAGGUUUCACACCCGAAAUCCGCCUUCUCCUUAAGGGAUAUUAUCGGGGAUGGAUUCCUCUGGGGGGUACCCACAGCAAGACGUACCAUCGAAAAAAGACACAAGAGGAAAUAUGGCCAUCCAGAUUACAUUAUGAAGAUCCUCCAGCCAAAGAAAAAUAUCAAAACGUGCAAUGAUUGCGGGGAUGAUCACUUAAUCGGGGUUUUGUGUCCCACAUGUUACAAAAAAGUUAUUGAUGAAACUAAAGAGAUGCAAGACGCUAUUCAAAAAGAGUUGCAAUUGUCUCCUGUCGAAAACGAAGUGGUUGUUCUAUACGAGGGCGAAAAAGCUGGAAAACCAGACGAAUUCUUUGAAGGGAAACGUAUUGUUGAAAUACCGAAACCAAGGCCUUCAUGGUUCAGCAAAAAUCUUCUGCAACAAACAACACAACAGCCAGCGACAACCACUGACGUAAAGCCUUCAGAUUUAGGUUAAUUUAGUAAAUGAUUUGAUUUAAUAAAUACAGCGAGUUAGAAAAUAA